AUGGACACCGAGUCCACCCACUCGGGCUACUCUAGCCGCUCGGGGAGGUCAAACCGGCAUGGCGAGCGAGGUCGCGAACGUCACAAGGCCAGUGGCAGUAAAGAUAGCAGUCGCUCAGAGAGAUCUGUCAUCAUUAAUCCCCCGGAGACGUCGUCCCAGGAUUCGCCUGUGCACAAUGGCGAGCCGCUGCCCGGAGAGGCCUCGCCGGGGGCCGAUCCGCCCGACGAAGCACAGGACGACAACUGGGGCGAAACCACUACGGCGGUGACGGGCACAUCGGAGCUGAGCAUUUCUCAGGAGGAAGUGGUGGGCUUGGGCAAGGGGCUCCAGGAUCGCGCCCGAGGCUUCCGCCGUUACCUGCCGCUAGCGGCGGGCCUGUGCGGGGGCGUGAUGGUUCUGGCCACCCCGCUGGUCUUCCUUCUCCUGCCUGUGGUUAUGUGGCCGGAAAGGCUGCAGCCUUGCGGCGCCGCCUGCGAGGGUCUCUUCCUGUCGCUCUCCUUCAAGCUGCUGAUGCUCCUAACGGCCAUCUGGGCGCUAUUCCUGCGGCCGGCCCGCGCCAGCCUGCCCAGGGUGUGCGCGUGCCGGGCCUUCCUCUCUACUCUAACGCUACUGCUGGCCAUGUCCUACUGGCUCUUCUACGGCGUCCGGAUCCUGGACGCGCAGGACGAGGACUACCACGGCGUGGUUCAGUUCGCCGUGUCACUGGUGGACUCGCAGCUCUUUGUCCACUACCUGGCGGUGGUGCUGCUUGAGCUGCGUCACUUGCGACCAUGCUACAACAUAUGCGUCAUUCGCUCCACUGACGGAGAGACGAGACACUACAACAUCGGACAGCUCAGCAUUCAGAACGCAGCUCUAACUGUCUUGGAGUAUUACUACCGAGAUUUCCCGCUGCACAACCCAGCGCUCCUGUCGGCCACCAAGCACCGCGCUGCCAAGCACCCGGCCGGAUUCAAAGUUUACAACGUCGACGCUCCGGGGAGCGUGGCAGGUGCACCAGCCGCCAACGGGAGCCAGUCCCAGGCCGCCGUCGCAGCCGCCCAAAAACGGAAAGACAGCGCCCACAACGAGCUGUACUACGAGGAGGCGGACUACGAAAGGCGAGUCCGUAAACGCAAAGCCAGAUUAGUGGUGGCAGUGGAAGAGGCUUUUACGCAUGUGCGUCGCAUGAAGAAGGAGGAUGAGCGUGCGUCCCCUUCGGACAUCAUGGACGUGCGUGAGGCCGCGCUAGCCGUUUUCCCCUCCAUGGCACGUGCCCUGCAGAAGUACCUCCGCACCACCAGGAGGCAGCAGUGCCACAGCAUGGAGAGUAUCCAGAAGCACUUGGCUUUCUGUCUCAUUAAUAACAUGAGCCCCAAGGCCUUCCUGGAGACAUACCUGUCCCCGGGCCCCACCCUGCAGUACGGCCCCGAGCGCUGGCUGGCCGACCAGUGGACACUCGUAAGCGAGGCGUCGGUCACCAGCGGCGUCAAGGAUGGCGCCGACUUUACGCUCCGCUGCCUUGAUUUUAACCUAGCCGUCACCGUCAAGAGCAUCCCGUACAUCCGGGUCAGCGAAUCCUACGUCGACCCCAAAUCGCACAAGUUUGUUCUUCUGCUCCAGUCGGAAACUUCAGUUUAA
This is a messenger RNA of Nerophis lumbriciformis (worm pipefish), 1620 nucleotides long. The record is from RefSeq and is a predicted model, not a curated record. Lineage: Eukaryota; Metazoa; Chordata; Actinopteri; Syngnathiformes; Syngnathidae.